AUGCUGAGAAUACGGCCCAUGUUCCGGCCCAUCACGUACAUGGCGACAACGUACAGUCACAGGAAGACGAGGCGUGCGGAGAUGGGAGAGGAGGGUUGUGUGGAGCUCAAGCAUGCACCUUGUUGCUUCAUUUUCUCUCUCUGCCCCUUAUCCUUGCCUCCCUCUGCCUGUCCCUCCCACCCACACACAGGAGAGGGACAGAGGAGGGCGGACAGAGGAGCGAAGGGGAGUGAGGAGCUCAAGCAUGCACCUUGUUGCCUCAUUUUCUCUCUCUGCCCCUUAUCCUUGCCUCCCUCUGCCUGUCCCUCCCACCCACACACAGGAGAGGGACAGAGGAGGGCGGACAGAGGAGCGGAGGGGAGUGAGGAGCUCAAGCAUGCACCUUGUUGCUUCAUUAUCUCUCUCUGCCCCUUAUCCUUGCCUCCCUCUGCCUGUCCCUCCCACCCACACACAGGAGAGGGACAGAGGAGGGCGGACAGAGGAGCGGAGGGGAGUGAGGAGCUCAAGCAUGCACCUUGUUGCCUCAUUUUCUCUCUCUGCCCCUUAUCCUUGCCUCCCUCUGCCUGUCCCUCCCACCCACACACAGGAGAGGGACAGAGGAGGGCGGACAGAGGAGCGGAGGGGAAUGAGGAGCUCAAGCAUGCACCUUGUUGCUUCAUUCUCUCUCUCUGCCCCUUAUCCUUGCCUCCCUCUGCCUGA
Messenger RNA from Closterium sp. NIES-65, 699 nucleotides. NCBI's taxonomy places the organism in Eukaryota, Viridiplantae, Streptophyta, Zygnematophyceae, Desmidiales, Closteriaceae. The record is from the annotation of a GenBank genome assembly.